This is a messenger RNA of Chelonia mydas (Green sea turtle), 2140 nucleotides long. It is a transcript of the gene BAIAP2L1, whose product is annotated as BAR/IMD domain containing adaptor protein 2 like 1. The record is from RefSeq and is a predicted model, not a curated record. Gene Ontology annotation, cellular component: nucleoplasm; cytosol. Lineage: Eukaryota; Metazoa; Chordata; Testudines; Cheloniidae. Gene Ontology annotation, biological process: actin crosslink formation; actin filament bundle assembly; positive regulation of actin filament polymerization. The transcript is spliced from 14 exons. Gene Ontology annotation, molecular function: protein binding. The coding region runs from base 286 to 1779 and encodes 497 amino acids.
CGCCCCGGGAGCGCUGCCGGGCUGGGCUGGCUGGUUCUGCAAGUUUGACAGUUUGGGCGAAGGUGGCAGCGGAGCUGUCUCUGGCGGGACUUUUCUGGGGCGGCGGCCGGGCGGAGAGCGCUGCCCCCCCACCGGCCUGAGUGAGGGGCAGCGGAGCAGCUCCCUGAGGAGAAAGUUUUUCCCGCCGGCCCCCUCGGCCUCUCUGCCGGAUUCUCCAGAGCCGCCGCCACCGCCCCCUUCCCCUUCUCUCCUGCCUGAGGCGCUGCCGCCGCGUCCGGGGGCACGAUGUCUCGGGAUCCCGGAGAGGUGAACAAGCUGACAGAGAGCACCUACAAGAAUGUUAUGGAACAGUUCAAUCCUGGGCUACGGAAUGUAAUAAACCUGGGGAAAAAUUAUGAAAAAGCUGUUAAUGCUAUGAUACUGGCUGGAAGAGCAUAUUAUGAUGGUGUUGCAAAGAUUGGAGAAAUAGCAACUGCAUCUCCAGUUUCUAAAGAAUUGGGACACGUUCUUAUAGAGAUUUCAAGCACAAACAAGAUACUUAAUGACAGCCUAGAGGAAAGUUUCAAAAAAUUUCAUAAAGAGAUUAUAUCUGAACUGGAGAAGAAAACAGAACUGGAUGUAAAAUAUAUGAAUGCAACUUUAAAGCGAUACCAAACAGAACACAGAAGCAAGUUAGAUUCAUUGGAAAAAUCUCAGGCUGAGCUGAAAAAAAUCAAAAGGAAAAGUCAAGGUGGAAGAAACGCAAUGAAAUAUGAGAAUAAAGAAUUUGAGUAUUUGAAAACUGUGAGUUCUCGACAGAGUGAUAUUCAAAGAUUUAUUGCUGAAGGUUGCAGAGAAGCUCUACUUGAAGAAAAAAGAAGAUUUUGUUUUCUGGUUGACAAGCACUGCAGUUUAACUCAGCACAUGCACUUCUAUCAUAAACAGUGUGCAGAUUUACUUAACUCCAAGUUGCCUGGAUGGCAGGAAAUGUGUAGUGAUGCCACAAAAGUGCCAGAAAAAGUUAUGAAUAUGAUAGAAGAUAUGAAGACGCCUGGUUCCACUCCAAUCUCAGGAACUCCACAACCUUCACCAGUGACAGAGAGAAAUAGUAUGGUUGGACGAGUGCCCCCUGCUCCUACAGUUAGAGCAUUUACUAGUCCUUUAGUUGACAUGUUUAACAAUCCACCAGCAGUUCCAAAGGUUCCUUCGGAAAGAUUAAGUAAUUCAGCAGAUAAUUCAGAUGAUGCCAGUUUAUCACAUUCAACUUCUGUUGCCACAGGACUGAACAUAAUGACAAGGCAGAAAGUAAAAACUAUCUUUCCGCAUACUGCUGGAACUAACAAGACAUUACUUAGCUUUGCACAGGGAGAUGUCAUCACACUUCUUAUAGCUGAAGAAAAGGAUGGAUGGCUUUAUGGGGAACAUGACUUUACUAAAGUGAAAGGAUGGUUCCCAUCAUCAUACACAAAGCUACUAGAAGAACCAAGUGAUGAAACAGUACAUGUUCCAGUGCGAAGCGCUGCACCAAUCAGAAGUAUCAGUUCUAUAAAUAUAGCAGAUAAAGGUGGUGUUGUCCUCCCCCCACCAGAUUAUCUGGGAUCAUUGCAAACAGGCACAACUUCAGAUAUGAGAGUAGAUUCUUCCAAAGGUACUACUGUGGCCAGACCAGAAAGCACAACUCCUAAACCGGUUAUAAAUGGCAUUAUAAAACCACCUUUCCUAAGCGGAGAAAAUCCUUUUACCACUGUGAAACUCCGACCAACAGUAACAAAUGACAGAUCAGCACCAAUAAUUCGAUGAAUAUCAUUCAUGAAAAUAUUUUUACUCCCUGUAAACACUAUGUUUAGCAAUAUGAUUUACAAAGGUUGUUUAUUUAAAUGUAACUAGUGUACAUUAGGAGAAUAUUGAAGUGGAUUUCUGAUUUUAAAACAAUCCAUCUGCAUUCUAAAUGAGAUAAUUGCUCUGGGUUAAAAUGUUUGAGAACUUUGGCUUGAUUUUACACUACAUGCUUUUUUAGGAAGAAAGUUGUAAAAGACUGGGGGAAGUUUGAAUACUGUAAUUACCUGCAUACUUAAUAUUUUAUCAAAAUGCUCUCUAUCUGUCUUAUGGAAAAUACCACAGAUAAGUGUGUUUAAGUCUGCAUAUAUGGUUUAGUAGAUAU